Parastagonospora nodorum SN15 is the source of this 213-nucleotide messenger RNA. RefSeq lists its product as hypothetical. The coding region runs from base 1 to 213 and encodes 70 amino acids. NCBI's taxonomy places the organism in Eukaryota, Fungi, Ascomycota, Dothideomycetes, Pleosporales, Phaeosphaeriaceae. The transcript has 2 exons. The record is from RefSeq and is a predicted model, not a curated record.
AUGUCGAAGACGAAUCGCUGCAAGACAUCAGCUGCCAAGCCCGAAGAAGAAUCAAAGCCCAAAAAGAAAACGCAAGCAGAACUUGAUCAAGAGCUACAACUAAAGCUCCAAGGUCUUGCAGGCGAUGGCGGCGAUGCUGGUGUUGAAUACGAAGAUGGCAAGCCAGUCUCCAUGAAGCGAAGCGUCAAGAACAACAUGUUUCGCUAUAUUUAG